Ilyonectria robusta is the source of this 654-nucleotide messenger RNA. RefSeq lists its product as uncharacterized. Lineage: Eukaryota; Fungi; Ascomycota; Sordariomycetes; Hypocreales; Nectriaceae. The coding region runs from base 1 to 654 and encodes 217 amino acids. The record is from RefSeq and is a predicted model, not a curated record. The transcript has 3 exons.
AUGGAUGACGCUGGGCCUCACUCGAACAGAUUGUGGACGGGCUGGGCAGAGCGUAUGAUGAGAAUGAUUAGGGAGGAGCUCGAGUAUGAGGGCAUGGGAAGCUUUCUUGAUGAGAUCCUUGCAUCUGGUAUGUUUCCACUGGAUACAGCACCGCGAGCAACCGAUGCCGAUAAACUGCGAUUUGCCAUUGAUACAAUCAGAGGUGGACACACAAAUGCGCAAACACAGCCGCCCAACCAGUCGACUGGGAGCGCGCAGGAUUCGCACCUUCAGCCAUACAUUCACAUUUCAAGAGGCAAUGAGUUUGCAGAUAGCAAUGAUCUCUGGCAUCUUGCAAAAGCAUUUCCAACACUAUUCCCCUUCGGUUUCGGUGGGCCACGGUGCAAGGAAGAGAUGGAAUCGGACCUGUGGAAGAACAGUGUCCAGCUCACAGGGCAUGUCCGUGAUAGAGACAGUAUUGGAGAGGGUGGAGAGGGUGGAGAGGAUGCGACUUCGCCAACACGUAAUCUCGGACUUCACGCAUGGAUGAAGAAAGUGCUGCAACGACAUGGUGGUCACUUUGCCAAUCAUCCGGCGUUUUCAUUCCUAGUCUUCAACAUAGAGGUUCGGUCUAGGAAUAGAGGAAGAGGCUGGCGGAAGUGCAAAAGGAGUUAG